Molecule: messenger RNA, 3177 nt
Organism: Alligator mississippiensis (American alligator)
Lineage: Eukaryota; Metazoa; Chordata; Crocodylia; Alligatoridae
Gene: COASY
Product: Coenzyme A synthase
Exons: 9
Coding region: 885-2528 (547 amino acids)
Biological process (GO): coenzyme A biosynthetic process
Molecular function (GO): pantetheine-phosphate adenylyltransferase activity; dephospho-CoA kinase activity; ATP binding
Source: RefSeq, a predicted model, not a curated record
UGGCCGCUCGCUGACGUCACCCCCCGCCCCUCUUCGUGGUGGGGCCGGCGGUGCGGUUUCUCCUCCCGCUGCCACCGGCGGCUCCUCCCGCCUGCGUGUGCCCCGGGCCGGGCCGGGCGGUUGUGCCCCCCAGGGUGCCUGAGCUCCUCCCGGGUGCCGCGGGCAGCGUGACGGGGUGGGCGGGACUCGCGUGACAGGCCCAGGCACGUCCCAAAGGAGGUCCCUCUCGGCCCGACCCGCUGCUCUGUCGGCUCGACCCAUCCGGCUGCAGUUGCCUGAGCUCUGUGCGCCACAAGGCGCAUGCUGCUGUUUGGCUGUAGCCCAAGUCGAGCAGGAGCCAAGAGCCGGCGUGGGCCGGGCUGCCGUUGGCUGGAAAGGGCUGGAGCCGCUGGCUGGAUCUGCCUGGGUCAGAGGCGUGAACUGUCAUAGGCAACAGUACACUUCUGUGAUUCCCGACUGGGCCACGGCAUCCUGGGCUGCCUGGAGGCCCUUUCCUGGCUGCCGCGGCACCGUUGAGUGUGCAGACGUGAUUCACAGGAGAUUUUGGGAAUCCGUAACAUUAAAAAGCUGCCUAGCUGUGGUCUUCCUGAGCUCUUUGCAGCAGAAGACUUGCUGUGCUCUUUUUCUCUAGUCAGAAAACAAGUGCAAGCGGAGAGCUGGCAUUGCCUGAGGGCUGCCUUGAGUCUAAAAAGGUUGAGACCCUCUGACCUACUUCAUCAGGUGCUGUGUCAGGCUCAUAGCCCCUGAUGAAGUUGGCUGUCACCUCUGAACACCUGUGCUCCUCUGAGCUAGUUAGCUGCUAGGCUGCCCUGCCUUCUGCCUGGCAUCAGACUGACGCAGCUAACUGCCUUUUCCUGCCUGUCCGUGUGUCUGUUCCAGGCAGCAUGUCUGUCUUCCACUCGGGCCUGCUGGUGCUCACAGCCCCACUGUCUGCCUUGUCCCCACGCCUUGUGCCCAUCCUGGCCUCAGCCUCCCGGAUUGUGGAGGACACACUCUACAUUCACCUGCAGCCAGGGCUCAGUCUAACAGGCUCGUCACAACCCAAGUCCACCUAUGUGCCAGCUACGCGUGAAGUCUACAACGUCAUCAACAAGCUGUACGCGGAUGCUGACGCUCACGGCCACUUGGACGUGCGGGUCCUGUUGACCAACAUCCGCAACCAGAGCCUGGCGCCACAGUCACUAUCCUCAGUGCAAAAUCUCUCCCACCCACCUGAGGUGGUCCUGACUGAUUUUCAGACCAGCGAUGGGGGCCAGUACAACCCCGUGAAGCAGCAGCUGGAGCGUUAUGCCACCAGCUGUUACAGCUGCUGGCCCAAUCUUAUCUCUGUGCUGCUGUACCCAGACUAUGAGCCGGGCACAGGAGAGGGGGAGCAGCCCUUGCAGAAACCAGACUGGGAUGGCAUGUCCCUGCACAGCUAUGGUGACAUUGUUGUAGGAGGCACUUUUGAUAGGCUACAUAACGCCCACAAGAUCCUUCUGAGCACGUGCUGCAUGCUGGCUGAGAACCGGCUUCUUCUGGGCAUCUCUGACAAGAAUCUCCUGGAAAAUAAGCUGCUAAAGGAGCUAAUCCAGCCCUAUGAGAAGCGAGUGGAGAAGCUCUGUGAGUUCCUGGUGGACAUCAAGCCCUCUUUGCGUUAUGACACUGUGCCUCUGCUAGAUCCCUAUGGCCCAUCGAUAACGGACCCUGACCUGAAGUGUAUAGUAGUCAGUGAGGAAACUCGCAAGGGAGGGGUGGCCGUGAACAAGAAGAGACUGGAAAAUGGGCUCCCUGAGCUGGCUCUCCAUGAGAUCCCAUUGGUUAAAGAUCUCCGGCAUAGUGAAAAUGAAGAAGAAAAGAUCAGCUCUUCCAGCCUCCGGCACAGGCUGCUCGGGACACUGCUGCAGCCCCCACAGAAAGACUUGGACCUCCCUUCUUGCCCAUAUGUGAUUGGUCUGACUGGAGGCACAGGAAGUGGAAAGAGUUCCAUUGCCAGGCACCUGGAGCACCUUGGAGCCUACCUGGUUGAUGUCGACAGGCUGGGCCAUGAGGCAUAUGCCCCAGGAGGCCCUGCCUAUGAGCAGGUGGUGGAGGCAUUUGGAGCAGACCUGCUGAAUGAAGAUGGAACGAUUAACAGGAAAGUCCUUGGGGCCAAAGUGUUUGGGAACCAGGAACAGCUGAAGUCUCUCACAGACAUUGUGUGGCCUGUGAUUGCCCAGAUGGUGAAGAAGCAGAUCAACGAGGCAGUUGUUCAAGGUAAGGCCGUGUGCGUGUUGGAUGCUGCUGUGCUGCUGGAGGCUGGCUGGUCAGACAUGGUCCAUGAAGUGUGGACAGCCAUCAUCCCAGAGACGGAGGCUCUGAGUCGCAUCAUGGCCAGGGACGGGCUGAGUGAGGAGGCAGCUCGGAGCAGACUGCAAAGCCAGCUGACUAACAGUCAGAGGGUGGAGCAGUCGCAUGUUGUGUUGUGUACUCUGUGGGAGCCUGAAGUCACCCACAGGCAGGUGGAGAAGGCCUGGGCUCUGCUGCAGCAGCGCAUCCCCCCCGAUUAAAGUCCUGCACCCCUCCGUCAUUCCUCUUAUUUUUGUCUUACCUUGGUGCACAGUCAGACUGGCAAGAACUGCACUGGCGGGACCUGCUGGAGGGCCUGAACAGCCCUAUGGCUGUGCAUCUGGUACUGGGUCCUUACAUUACAUGCCCUCAGCAAGCAGGGCAUGGUUUGGAUCCUAUUGGGGUGGUUACAGCUGCUCACUGCAAAUUCUUUGCACUGAGAGGGUGCAGGGCUGUGGGCAUGGACUGUUCUGCUUUACUGUUGUUGAAGGUUAGGACCAAGGGGCAGCAGGGCAUGGGAGGGGUAGCUACCUGUGGUCACUCUGAGUUGGUAAUAUGGACAUCAGCCAGUGAGGCAGGAGCAGCUCUUCUCUGAUGAGGCAAAUGGCCUCUGCACCUGCUGAGUACACAGAACAGGUUUGUGCCAAGCUGGUGUUCCUGUCACCAUCCUAGGCUGUGCCCCACAGUGAACCCCAGUAGCAAGCCCAGCUCUGCUCCCCCCUACCUGAUUUGGAGCUGCUGUGGUCAAUGAGUAUGCUCACCUUCUCACUACCAUCAAGAGUGGGCUAUGCUGUCCUGCCUUGCAGGCUGCAUGGUGCUGGAUGUCUUGUUACCUGUACGUGUGUGAUGGUUAAAGGUCAAUUUCUUGUA